AUGAGGCAGGUCGAUCCAAAUGUGCCACUUUAGAAAUGUGAAGUUUGGGAAGCAGAAAGUCAGAAGGAAAGAGAGUGCAAGCAGAUAGAAAUACCUAAAUUCACGACUGUGGAAGGCUUACCUCAACUAACCCUUAAAAUUCCUCCUACUUAUAUUCAUACAAAUAUUACAUAUCCAGACGAAAACGAAUAUUCUUGUGACGAAGAAGAUUAAGCAGCUGGAGUAGAUCCACUCACCAUCCAAUAACUAGACAUCAGGAAUAACCUAUCUAACACUCGGAACUAUGUUUGCCAAUAUGAAUUGCUGAAUUCCAUUAAUUACCCUCCAGAAUAUUAUAAUGCUAAGGUUGAUCGUCUUCAACGGCCUCUGUUACGAGUGUUCAUGAGGGCUCAGGAGAAUGAUUACAGAAUGAAUAUGGCAUUUCGUCCUCGUAGAUCCUACAAACAAAAAAGGUUAAAACGACUCAAUAUCUAACUUCCUGAAUUUGACGUUGGUAGACAGAUCAUCUACAAUGAGAAUCUGAUUGCUCUCCAGCUUAUUUCUUAAAUUAAGUAGCGUGAACUAUUAAAAUUAAAACUAAUUAAAUAAGAUGAGCAAGAAUUUACAAAUACGUUUAACAAUUGCUAAGAAAUAUUCAACACACUCAAAGACCUAAGACUAGCCCUCAAAGAAGAAGAACCUUAAGAAAAUAAGGAUCAUAGAUCUAAGAUUUUUGAUUCAUGUCAGGAUCCAGAGUGUGCCUAUUAAUUCACUCCUCCCUUAAUCUCCUAAACACUGAUUGAAUUUAUGGACGAUCAAUAUUCAACAAUCAAGGACAAGCAAGUGCUCUGGCCCAAACAACCAACUGUACUUUCAGAUUGGAAUCUCGACAACUAUUCUAAAAUUGGAGUCUAUUAAUCUAAUCAAUAGUUAGUUUAUUCUACUUUUAACAGAACUCUCCUCAUUUAAGAUAGAACCAAAAAAAAUAAAAAGAAAGUCAAAUUGAUGUUGGUCGAUAGAAACAGAGCUUCAGUUUUUGAUGGAGUCAGAGCUGAUUAUGAACAUUUUUACUCUCAUUAUCAGAGACAAUUGAACAACAUUGAAGCCUCAAUGGAGUAACAGAGGAAGGAAAUCCAGAAGAUGAGGUAGGAGUAAGCAAAAAAGGAGGUGAUGUUGAAAAUGCUAUAGAAGAAGGAGGAGUAGAGGAGAUUACUGAAAAUUAGAUUGAAGGUGAAUUAUGUGGAGGAACCAAAAAUAGUAAAGACUGUAAAAAUUAAACAUUCUGAUGAUUUGAAGUUUUUAUUGGUGAAACAUGAUUCAAGUUCUUUUGAGUAGAAAUAGGAGAAUUGUUAGAUCAUUUUACAAUGA
Molecule: messenger RNA, 1347 nt
Organism: Paramecium tetraurelia
Lineage: Eukaryota; Ciliophora; Oligohymenophorea; Peniculida; Parameciidae
Exons: 3
Source: RefSeq, a predicted model, not a curated record